AUGGGCUUGGGAGCCGCUGUGAAACCCAAGGAGAGAAGAACAAUCCGUAUCUUUGCUGUCCUUUCGGUGCUCUCCGCUGCCGCUGGCGCCGUGCUACUCCCAACUUCCAAUGGCCCCUAUGGAGUGUCCAUGUUUGUCGAAAGCUUGACGGACGAGAGUCGCAUCGACCCUGUCGCCCCCGGGAACAAACGACACCAGCGUCAGGUCUUGAUCUCUAUAUUCCUGCCCAUCGACACCAAAAAAGUCACCUCCGAGAAGCGCACCAUUCCCUACAUGACUCCUGCAGUGGCUCAGGUGUAUGACACCCUCGCCGAGUCGAUCGGGUUGCCCAACGACACGUUCGCCUCGUUUGAGGUUGAGUCAAUCCAGAAGACAAGGGGUCAAGCUUCCAACACCAAACUCCCGCUUGUUCUGUUCUCGCCGGGCUCUGGCCAGUCGCGUCUCCUCUAUGGGGUCAUGGCCCGGUCGUUGGCCAGCGAGGGAUAUGCCGUUGUCACCGUCGACCAUCCAUACGAUGCGCCUGUCGUCGAAUUUCCCGACGGACGAAUCGUAACAAGCGUCAACGUAACAGCUGACGAUGAGGCCAUGAGUAAGGUCCGCGCUGCCGACAUGUCCUUUGUCAUUGACCAGCUUCAAACAUUGGCCAACGUCUCUCUUGAGCUGAGAAAGCACAAGGCAUCCAUCGAAUUCCGCGAAAUCGUCAUGUACGGCCACUCCCUCGGCGGUGCGACAGCCGCAGCAGCCAUGCUCUCGGACCCGCGUAUCAAAGGCGGCGUCGACCUCGACGGGCGCUUCUUCAACCCCGUCCUGAACAAGGGCCUGCGCCGUCCCUUUGCGCUGCUGGGACGGCCUGGGCAUCGGUCCGACGACGCUACCUGGCCCCAAUUCUUCUCCAAACUGCGAGGACCGCGCUUCGAGAUGGAGGUCGCCAAGACGCUGCAUGGAUCCUUUACCGAUUUCCCCGUGCUCAUUGACAGUCUGAACCUGCCGGAGCCUGCCAAGAGCAUGGCGGCGGAGCUGGUGGGAAAUAUCUCGGGCAAGAGUAUGGACGUGGUUGUCAAGGGCGUCAUGGUUCCAUUCUGCGACUUUGUGUUUGGGGGUAAGGAUGUGCCGGCCGUCUUAAAGAAGGGACAGAAGAAGAUCCCCGACUUGACCGUCCUAGCUUCUGAUGCUCGCCCUUAG
Molecule: messenger RNA, 1182 nt
Organism: Emericellopsis atlantica
Lineage: Eukaryota; Fungi; Ascomycota; Sordariomycetes; Hypocreales; Bionectriaceae
Product: PAF acetylhydrolase
Exons: 4
Coding region: 1-1182 (393 amino acids)
Molecular function (GO): 1-alkyl-2-acetylglycerophosphocholine esterase activity
Source: RefSeq, a predicted model, not a curated record